AUGAAAUGGGAGUACAGGGAAUUACAGGCUACUGCUAUGUCGGUUGAUUAUUCAGGAAAUAAUGUUUUGCUAGCAGGACGUAGAUGGUUGGCUAUAAAAUACAUCAAUUUAGAUGAUGAUACGGCUGGAGACAUUGUUAAAAAGUAUCCCCGUCAUAGUAAAUAUGACGCCGCUGGAGCAGAAUGGUGUCAAACCUACCAAGGAAAAAAUCUAUGUGCCAUUGCGAGUAAUCAGCGAGUAGAUGUAUAUGAUUGGCGAGCAGGUAAUGAUCUUACAAGUAUAUGUUCUUUGCGUGGUCACACCAGGGUGGUCAGUGAUACACAUUUUCACAGGCAAGACCACAAUCUCAUUGCAACCUGCUCCAUAGACACUUUCACACACUUAUGGGAUUUGCGAGAUGCAAGAAAACCUAUCAUAUCCUUGUGUGCAGUUGCUGGAGCUUCACAAGUGCAAUGGAACAAAGUAGCCACACACAUAGUUGCUACAGCACAUGAUGGGGAUAUAAAAAUUUGGGAUUACCGUAAACCAGCUUCACCAAUACAUUAUAUUUCAGCACACUUAUGUAAAAUUCAUGGAGUGGAUUGGAGUCCACAUCAUGAAUACCAAUUAGUAACAUCUAGUCAUGAUGGGAGCAUAAAAUAUUUUGAUAUAAAUAAUGCCAGAAGACCUGAAAACAUUAUAAUGACAAAUUUUCCAGUCUGGAGGGCAAUUUAUACUCCAUUUGGAAGCGGAUUAUUAACUAUCGGAGUAGGAUGGGGAGGUUUACCUAGAGUCGACCAGGCAGGGGUAAUUGGUAUCUGGGUAGGUGGCACAUUGACCCAUAGAUUAGUAGGACAUACAGACACUGUUCAAACUAUGGCUUGGAGACCAAAUACAUCUCCGUCAAAUUACCAAUUAAUAACAUGGGGAAGAGAUCAGUCUCUAAGAAUUUGGACAAUGCAUCCAUCUUUACUAAAAAUGUGUUCACACUAUUUACCAGAUGAUAUGGACCAUGAAGAAGACAACAACAGUGAUUCAGUUAGCUAUGCAUCCACAGUUGGCUCUAUAAAUGAUCUUUCAAUAACUGAUAAAGGUCAAGAUAUCCAAAUGAACAAAAUAUCGCACAAAGUAACCACAUCAAUAGAUGAAGAAUUUGAAUCAAUCCGUGAAAUGGCAAACAUUGAAGUUACUGAUAUGAACAUAGAGACACGAACAUGUCAAAUCCACUCAGAACGGAAUGGUUACAUUGCUAACUUGCAAGUGACAUUUCCUAGAAAUGUUACUGAACAGACUAUUCCAAAGUUCUCAUGGCUAUCUGGAACUAAUGUUGACAGUGCAACUACCAUCAAAAUCUUACAGGCGAUUAACAAAACGGCUUAUCGUAAAAAGAAAGAAGGGCACAGAUGUCUCUUACAUUGCUUAAAAACAUUGGCUACAUCUGUUGAUGAGAUUCCAGUUAAGUCGAAUGAUGAUUCGGAUUCAAUGAAAUCAAGCCAAAGAAGUCAGUCAGAGAGUGAGAAUGCUGGGGAUUCUUGCAUUCCUUUCCCUCGUACAUGUGGUGCCAAGUGGUGCGGUGUCAGCACUCUAGUGGUUUUCAAUCGACCUGCGAAUGCGAGACGUCUUUCAUUGAAACACGAGACUGGAACUCCACGAUCAAUGUCAUCUUUGUCCUUAACACCUGGAUUAUUCAGUGGAGGCUUUAGUUCCGUAUCACCACAUGCAACUACUACGCCAUCUCCGACAAAUGCAUCUGGUUUCCCACAAUUACAUCACAGACAUGCAUCAAAUUCUAUAACCACGUUCUAUUUUCAAGAUAGAUGGAAAGCUCAAAGUCGCCGAGCAGGUAACAUACGCAGUCGGGGCAGUAUUUCCGGCUGCUCAUCACCUCGAGUAGUGUUGUACGCUGCUAAUAAUCUUUUCCCUCUUAACCGAUCACUGGCAGAAAAAUACAAUAUCAACGCAGAUAAUCCAGUAGAUAUGUGUGAAAAGAAUGCAAAAGUGGCCACCGAGGAAGGUGAGAGCGAUCUUGCGCAUGCGUGGGGAUUAGCAGCGCUUGCUGCUCGAGCCUUAUCUGCACGGCUUACUGAUCACAUGAUGUCCAGUGAAGAGAGUAUGGGCUGGGUCGGACAUCCGCUUUGCUGCAACCUCGUUCAAGCACUGAUAUCUCACUAUGCUAAAGCUUCUGAUGUACAAAUGGCAGCAAUGUUGGCGAGCGCUUUUGCUGUUUUUAAUGACACCAACAGUUCAAGUUCACAGUCUACCAUUAGCACAUCGAGUUGCGGCAAUGGAACUUCCCCAUACAGCACUAUGAAUCAGUAUAGUGAAAUAAGCGCAGAUGGGUGGACAUUACCGAUCAUAUUUCGAAGUAAUUCCUGUUCGGAAGCAGAGAACUUCCACACAGAUUCAACCUUGUCUAAAUCAGAGCCAGUUUCUUCGUGCGUACUAGAUGAAGCUACAGUCCACCUAUACAAUUGCUUUAAGCGUGUUUACGCGGAUAUACUACAUCGUUGGCAGCUUCUCUAUAAAAGAACAGAGGUGAUGAAGCAGGUGUCGGGGCGCGGGUGUGCGGGCGCGGGCGGCGGCGUGUGCGCGACGGGCCCGGAGGCGGUGUGGCAGUGUGCGUGGUGCGGGCGCGUGUGCCGCGCGGGCGCGUGCGCCGCGUGCCGCCGCGCCGCGCUGCGCUGUGCCGUGUGCGCACUCGGCGUGCGCGGCCUCGCCGUCGCCUGCGCGCUCUGCGGUCACGCCGGCCACGCGACCCACCUACUCAACUGGUUCGCUCAUCAUGACAACUGUCCAACUGGAUGUGGUUGCAAAUGCGUCAUCGAAGGCACAUCCGUGUGGAAAGGAGUAAAAUAUGCUUAG
Molecule: messenger RNA, 2841 nt
Organism: Parnassius apollo (apollo)
Lineage: Eukaryota; Metazoa; Arthropoda; Insecta; Lepidoptera; Papilionidae
Source: the annotation of a GenBank genome assembly